Messenger RNA from Acanthopagrus latus (yellowfin seabream), 3835 nucleotides. It is a transcript of the gene ccdc107, whose product is annotated as coiled-coil domain containing 107. Gene Ontology annotation, cellular component: neuron projection; intracellular membrane-bounded organelle; neuronal cell body. Bases 207 to 1232 code for a protein of 341 amino acids. The record is from RefSeq and is a predicted model, not a curated record. NCBI's taxonomy places the organism in Eukaryota, Metazoa, Chordata, Actinopteri, Spariformes, Sparidae. The transcript is spliced from 6 exons. Gene Ontology annotation, biological process: synaptic transmission, cholinergic; protein localization to cell surface.
CAUGUCAUGUUAUUGCAGCUGAGCGGAGCAGAGCACAGCUGUUGGGAGUGUGCCGGCCUGGUUUUGGGUUUCAAACCUCAGUGUUUCGCUGUAAAAGAGAGUGGCAGGGUGUCGUCUCCCCGCUGCGUGACCUUCUCUCCAGCCACGUCCCUCAGCGGCCGCCUUCGCUCCCCCUCAGCCGGUGUGUCGGGUCCACGACGAGGAUAAUGGUCCUGUCAACAUCACAACAGGUCGCCCUGGCGUUCACGGCCGUGCUAUUCACGUUCGUCGUCCUGCCCAGGUUGUUCGGCGUCGGCGGCGGGACGGGAGCGAAGGAAAGUAGAUUCGACUCCCGCUACAGCAGGAAAGCAAGUACAGGCCCCGGCGCAGUGAGAGGUCAGCCCAUCAACGUGAACGCCCCCGGUUCACCCCAGACCCCCGAGAACAUGCAACAGAUGAAGAAGCUGAUGGAGCAAGAGCUGAAGAGCGACAAGUACAAAACCAACAACAACAAGGGCUACGUGUUCACGCUGAUGCCUCUCUACGCCAUCGGCGUCGGAGUGUUUGCAGCAUAUAAGUUCCUGAAGAUCAAGUCGGCAGAUGACCAGGCACAAAAGGAGAAAUUUACAAAAGGAGCCAAGAAAUCAGUGGAGGCAGAGAACCAACUGAACGAGCUUGAACAAAGGCUAGCGCAGACGGAGAGGAUGCUCAAUUCCAUCCUCACCCAGCUGGACCCGCUCACUAACUGUGUGAAGUCGGUGGCCCAGGAGCAGAAGAACGAGAUCAUGUCCCAACUCCAGACCAUCCGGUACCUGAUGAAGAAGAGAGGAAUGGACUGUCCGCCGCUCAACAUCAACGAGGCAUCCUGCGGGCGAAAUCUGGACGACCUCAUCGAGUCGCUUGGAGCCAAUGACACGUCUGCGCUGGAAGCUUCUCUGGUGGAAAAACAGAGCUCGACAGGACCAGAGGCAGAGGCUUCUGAAAGAGUCUAUCAGAAGCUCUUAGAAGCUAAAGAUGAAGCCGCAACAGAAGGCGAAGAGAUGAAGGAGCUCCAGCCAGAGGAGUCUGACGGGGAAGCAGAGGAGGAAGAGAACGACAACAAAGAGGAGGAGGAGGAGGAGGAGGAGGAGGAGGAAGGAUUGGAGGACUCCGAGCUCACGCCUUCAUCUGGGGAGUCAUGCGAGACAAACAUUGAGGAGGUUGGAGCGGAGCAGCCUGCGUCAGGCCUCAGACGACGCAACAGGCCCGAAUAAACUCUCCGCAGGACUCCUGUGCUGUACAGAAACAUGACAGAUUAUUCUCAAUAUUUAUUGUGUGAAAGGCUUUCAUUGCAAAAGGCUGUCUACAUAUUUAUCAAAAACAUAUAUUGCAUUCAUAAGAAACCUAUAACCACAUAAGGAAAGAGACAGUGGGGCUCUAUUUUCCCGUUGCUCUCUCAAAGACGAGACAAACUGUUCCGUCGUGUGCUCGAGGUCAGCGCGGGCGUAAAUAUCCACGAGCACCUGAUAUCAUCGUUCAAAGUGUCGGUCUGCUCAGUCGGCCACGUUACUUAUCUUGUACCAUUGAAACAGCUGUGCCAGUUACAAGACAAAUAGCGAAUAUGAGGUAUUAAAACUCUCCAGCAAAAAUUAGAUAAUUCCCCUCGAGGGACUCGGAUGCAUGAAUUUUUCUCAAAUCAAGUGUAACAACCAAAGCAAAAUUCUGUCUUUUAAGAUGAUGAUUUUCAUCUCCACAUGUUCAUGUACACCCACAGAAUCACGUGCACAGGGUCUGGAGGAUGCAUGAUUUUGCGCUCUUGCCACACAUUGCAUUUUUAAGUGUUGGAAAUGUUUUUGUGCGCACCCAGUUCCACAGACAUCAAACUUUCGGUGCGGUCUUCGCCCAAACUCCAUCCAAAAAAACAAAACAAACAGCAUAUGAACUUAAGAUCCAACACAUUCACUGAGCUUCAGAGAGCGCAGACAAAGUAAAUGCAAUGCCAAGGACUGAGGAGGAUGUUAUGAGCUUGAAGGACAGCUCCGUAGCCUCCCUAAAGUAAAGUUAAAUGUAUGUGAUUUGGAAUGUAGACUUUGCCCUGGAAUGCCUCAUCUGCGUGUACCUCUCAUCUCGUUGCUCCUUUUGCUUUUGCACCAUGUGCACAAAAAUACAGAGGAAAUGGAAAACCACAGAGAAAGUCAGGGUAGAGCUACCUGUUUUAGUCUUUGUGCGGAAUUGGAAAUAGAGCCCUUCUGUCCUUCACUUUCCUGUCGCCAUCAUUUUUUUUUUUUUUUUUAAUUUUUUUAACACUAUCGCCAUUGAAAUGAAAUUUCUCUUCACGUUUUUGUUGUACUAGCUCAUCAUCAGUUUAGGUUUGCACCUGCUUGAAUGGGGAAUCCAAACAUUUCAGGAGUAUGAGCUACAUCAGAGGAGGAGGCGGCGGUCGUCGUCACCUGUGGCUUUAUCGUUCCCUUCUCAUGGCGGACAAUUUGUUAAACACAACUGUACCCAUGGCUCUUGUUUUCCUGCAUGCUUGCUCACAGACAUGACUUCCUUGGACGCUUACAUGGAACAAAACGGAUUAAUUAACGAAGUUAACAUCAUCAGUUCCACCUGUCUUUUCUCCCAGCUCUGACAAGUUAAGAACUUCUGCAACGAAGGUCUUUUGAUGUCAAUUUUCCACUUUGAUAAAUGUCACAGGAUGCCGGGUGUUUGUAAUGACUCAGCCUCUCCGUCUGUUAAGUCUCGAUAAAGUGCUUACAUUGAUGCAUCUCAACCCUGCACCGUCCUGCACUGCCACCCUCUUCCACUGGUCGGCGUGAGGAAACGGUGAGACGGGUGAUCUUGUGAUGAAAUCCAAGUCUUACCAUAAUGUUUCUUUCCUAUUUUAUUGAUAUAUACUAAUUAUCGUUAUUUUUAUUUUUUUUUAUCAUAAAGGGAUUGACACUAAUGCUGCUGGAUGUGACGAGCCUACUCAGACUGCAGAAUAUUAUUACUGUAUGUGCACUGCACACGUGAAUUCGGGCACCUAUGGCAUGGUGGUACAUCAAAUACAUAAUUGCAUGUUUUUCACAUUCUUCUGCACAGUAUGACUGCAUGAUGUUUUAAUUUAUGUAUUCAAUAGGAAAAUGACAAUCAUUAACUCGCAUUACAUUUUUGUACCUUUACGAGAUCACUGCAUUAUAUUGCAUGUUUUUAUGUUUGUUGGAUGCCAAUAUUGUAGGAAAUGGAUCAGCUACAAUUUUGCUUUUGCACCUCAAUCUGUUGUUCGUUUUUUUUUUUUUUUAAUUCUGAUUUGAGGACGUGUGAUGUUUCAGGUUGUUUCCAUGACAUUUAUUGUUGGGUAACACAUCAGGCCACUCAUCAGGGUGCUCGAACUCUAAACUUCAAAAUACAGUGGAUUUAGGUCCUGAUUUAAAAAAAAAAAUGUUAGAAAAAAAAAGCUUUUAAUUUGUGUUGAUGAUGAAUAAUAGCCAAAAGUGUAUCCAUGCAGUUAAGACUGCAGCAUCACUAGAGUUCCAUCAGUCUUGCAAUGUGUGAUCAUUUUUACAUCAUACGUCCCUGUCUGUUACAGAUUAUCAUUGCACAGUUGAGGUCACAGUCAUUUUGUAUAAAAGUAGCCCAAAUGUUGAUGUAAUAAAAUGUGUUAAAGGUGUCUUGAACAACAUUAAACAGUAGUAAUUUAUAACUUUUGCCUAAAUGAGAUGCCCCAGUAGUCUAGCAUUCCUUGUGUCAUGUUCUUGUCGUCGUGAAGCCCACCAGCCAUUGCCUUAAAUAAUUGGUCCGUAGACGCUGCAGAACGUUUGGGUCGGUUUCAUGUUUUUCCACUGUUGUCCCGAGCUCCAACGCAAGAGCUUUUAACACGUUGAAUUUAUUGCCA